AUGGAGGAUAUCACGAGUCACGACCAGAACCAGGACGUCAAAAGCGGCCCCGUCACCUCGUCGCAGAUCCCGGCCCUACAGAAGAAGUUGGAAUCUUUGCUACCGUACUCGAUCCCUCUGGUGGAGAGGAUCAAGUUCCAUCUUGCACAUCCCGUCUCCGAAACAUCCAGGAUAUUCGUCGCCGUCUACAACCCGGCGGCCAAAGACACAGCUGCACCAUCACCAGGAGGCCCCAGACCCAGCACACACCGUCAUACCGUUGGUGUGAGCGACACGUGGCUACAAGAUACCACGACCUCGGCCGCUGCACCACCACCAUGGUUAGCCGCGCACAUAGAUCUAGUACACUACGGCCAAACCCAAGUCUGGGUGUUUGCGAGCUGGGAACAUCCAUCACAGCAGCGGCAGCAGCAGCACACUUACACGCCCGCGCCCACACAGGCGCAAACGGACGCGCACACGCAUGUUGAGAGGGAGAACACCACCACCACCACCGGCGGUGGCGGCGAAUAUGACCCUAUCCAUGAAGCCCUGGUGACCUCGCUCUUCAAAUACAUAUACACGAGCUUGAUCCCGACCAUGCCCACGACGCCAUCGGGCGAAUGGCUCACGCUCCUGCGGACGGGGAAGACGCUGACGACGCCAUACUCGCGCACCAAGAUCCUCUUCGGCACCGUCAGCGAUAAACUAUGGCGGUAUCUCCCCGACCACGUCCGAGCGAGGAUGGACCCAGGGUACCUCAAGUACGUCUUUACGCCCGAUAAUCCUAUUACGGCCACUGAGUCUGCUGCUACUGCUGCCACACCGUUCCGUCUCCCUCAAGGCUAUACCUUCACCACCCUCCUCCCGACGCAUCUGCAGACGGUGCUGGACAGGUCGUCCAUCCCUCGCACGCUGUCCACACUGUCACAGUACGUCAACGUAGGCGUCCUGCACAUGUCCAGCGGCCCCGACCCUGUCGCGUGGGGCUUCUUGGGCAAAGACGCGAGCGUAUCCAGUCUGCACACCGAACCCGACCACCGUGGUUUGGGUCUAGCUGCGUGUGUGACUCGAGAGUUGAUUCGGCGUCAACACCAAAGACAGGCAUCGGAUCUCAACCACGAGGACGAGGAAGACACAACAGGCCGAAGAUGGGCCCAUGCCGACGUUUCACAAUCUAACUUGUCGAGUCGACGAGUCAUGGAGAAGCUUGGUGCUAAGCCCAUGUGGAGGGUGAUGUGGACGGAAUUGGAUCUGGAGAAGUUCUUUUAUCCGUCCCCGUCCUGA
Molecule: messenger RNA, 1266 nt
Organism: Exophiala spinifera
Lineage: Eukaryota; Fungi; Ascomycota; Eurotiomycetes; Chaetothyriales; Herpotrichiellaceae
Exons: 1
Coding region: 1-1266 (421 amino acids)
Molecular function (GO): acyltransferase activity, transferring groups other than amino-acyl groups
Source: RefSeq, a predicted model, not a curated record